GUGUCGAUGAUAAGCUUAGAUAAUAUCGCAUUGCUUCGGCAGUUGAGCCGACGGCAUAAGGGCCGCGGGAAUGCUUAUUUGGGGCCUGUACCACCCACGUGCACCUUGUCCUCUACCACACGCCUUUUGCAUUUUCUCGCUCAGAAAACCGCUGCCAAUUCUCUCCAAACGUCUCUACGGUGAUCCUCCAUCGUACUACGACACGAGCACGGUUCUUCUUCACCUGAUUUGCGGCGUUCUGACCUGUUUUUCGCUGUUUGUUGAUUCCCUCUGGGCUUGUUCUGUGUGUUUACUCUAGUAGCUCCUUCCUGCGUCUGUCUCUCUCUCGGCUGGCUACGUACGCUCGUUAUAUUUCGUUAACCCUCGCUAUUCCAGUUAGGCAUCAUCAGUAGGUCUCGUUAUUCGGCCGUCCCAGCAUCCACCGCACGUUUAUCGGCUCUUGUUGAUCGUGUGGCGUUUUUUCCCUCGUGCGCUCGACCUCUACGUCAUCGAUCGCCCUCUCUCCGCUUGCGUCACUUCCGAUCCGGCACAUCGCAUCUCCGCCUUUCUCGGCUAAGUGCAACAUCGCCGACGACCCGCAACCUUGAAACCCACGUGCCAAGCCUCGGCCUCCCUUCCUCCACCUCGGCACUUGGUCCCUCCUCCACACAAGAAGGCCCCGUCACCCGCUUCUCGCUCGCUGUCUCCUCGUGUGUGCUCAUUCACUACCACCACCUCCACCAGCACGCGACGACUUUUUCGCGUAUUCGCGCAUCCAUUGCCUGUGAUUGUAAGCAAGUUUUUUGCUUCUGAGUCCCGACGUCUGUUCCUCUGUGUGCACUUUUGUUUUCGCGUCCUUCUUGCUACUUUUGACGCCGAAUUGCUCGAUUUUUCACGUUUUUUCGUCGUUUGAAGAAAGUAGAACGAGUUAAAAUUUCGCGUGUCUCUUUUCGUGUCGGCGAAUUUUCGUGUUCUCGUGACUCAUUGUUGACUCUUCUCUUUUCGUUUGUUUCGUGCUUUACGUUGUUUUACUCAAUUACGCGUUCUCUGUAGAACCGGGUUUCGUUUUCGUCUUAGCAGUUCUCGUUUACGUUUUCGCCAAUACGUGCUAUUAUGGACGAAUUCCAUACUGUUGCUCAAAAUAUAGACGCCAAGCCUGUAUUAAACGGUACACCUUCUCCCACCACAUCAACACUGUCGGCCACGACGGUUUUCUCGCCUGCCACCAGUACUUCCGGAACCGCUCAAGAAACGAGCAGUCUUCUCUCGGGUAACUCGGGUUACGUGCCGAUAGGCAACUCCACUGCUUUAACUGUUGCCGCCGCUGCUGCAGGCGCAAUUUCAUCGGCUUCCUCUUCUUCAGCUCCCUCGACACCUGCGACGGUGUCGCCUGCAAUGUCGUCCACACCCUCUGUAUCUUACCAUUCACACGCCGUCUCGGGCGGUUCUGAUACUACAUCGCCCAUCACGGCACUCCCACCAGGAGCCGCAAUGGCUGUUCGUUCGGGCACUCCAGCGCUAAACGAGCACGCACACAUCGCUGCUGCUUCCAAUGGCGCACCCACGCGUCUGCCUCCUAUCAACUGCAUUACGGAGACGUUCCCCUCUCAGCAAGUCUGGGGAGCAGCCCCGUCGCCUGUUGCUACGGCACAGCAACAGCCGCCGCAAACGCAGCAAGCGCAACAGCAGCAGCAGCAGCAACAACAGAGUCCAACGGAGGCGGUUGGUUACUCUGCAGCGCAGCCACAUGCAGUCUGCAUGCCCCCUCAACAACCGUCGCAACAAACGACACCCAACCCGUCAGGAUUUUACAUUAAUCGCAAUAUUCCCAUUCAUAACGAUACCUUUGCCACGUAUGUGCAUUCCGUUCAUGCGUCUCCGGCUCCUCUGCAGCCUGCUGCAAAACAAUCGGCUACACAUGCUUCAGUCAUGACAUUGCCUAUGCCUCCGUCGGCUGCCUCGCUACCACUCGCCGGUGGGGCUCCAUACGCGCGUGCUGGCAUGCCAUACACACGUGUUGAUUCGAUGCAUCCUUCUCCGUCCAGUGAAUACUAUGGACCCUAUGCACGCAGCUCUGAGCUUCGCAUCAGCCAUAAGCUCGCCGAACGAAAGCGGAGAAAGGAGAUGAAGGAGCUUUUUGAUGACCUACGUGAUGCCCUUCCUCUCGACAAAAACACAAAGUCGUCGAAGUGGGGCGUUCUGACUCGUGCAAUUCAGUACAUUGAGCAGCUCAAGUCAGAGCAAGUUGCCCUGGAGGCUUAUGUGAAGAGUUUGGAGAAGAAUAUGAAGGAGAAGAUUGAGGAGAAACCGUCUCUGUGAUCUGGGAGCACAUUUUGUUUUCUCCCGUACUUUUAUUUGUUGAGUAAUUGUUUUCUUUUUGGUCGCUUAAUCUGUCCCCUAUACAACGCACUUGAUUUCAUGCCACAAACUUUUCUGGUUUGAUUCCCGGCAGUUCCUUUGCUCUCUCCUGCUUCUCUGCGUGCUGAUUGUUCUUCUCAUUACUUACCAGUUAUGGCUACCUUGGUCACAUGUUAAACUCCCUUCUUACUUUCACAAAUUUUUUUUUUACUUUGUUCUUCUCUCUCUCUUGUCCUUUUGCUUUAUCUCUGCUUCUCGUUAUCCACGUUGAUGCUAUAUUCUCUUCAUAAACGCACGUCUAAUACCUUUCCCAUGCAAGCAAACUUGUUCUUCCACUGCUGUUGCAAACACAUGUUACGAUUCGUGUGGCUUGACGAAAAUCCCUAUCGCGGUUCCCCUUGCAUAUUCCAUCUUUCGUUUCCCUAAUUUUGUUUUUCCCCUUUCCCUUCUUCGUUGGUUCAUACGUUUCCGUGGUGAUCUCGUUUGCAAUACUUAUAAAGCAGUGUCGUUUGGUUUCUUCUUUUUCUUCUUUAUACUCUUUUAUCCAAGUUUCACGUUUUCGACAUGAAUAAUUGUUUUGCUAAUGGUGCACUUGCAGGACCUUUAUCGUUUGCAUCUUGUGAUAACUGAUGCAUUCAAAAAUACCGUUGCUCGCUAAUGAUUCUACAAGUCUGGCUUUUAGUUAGAGUGGUAUACCGUGCACAUUUGCAGGAGGACGGGAGCUGUGUUCCUCAACACGGCUCUUAUCACAGAUGGUUAUAUGGCAAUUCUUGUUGGCGUCAGGCGUUCUGUGCAUUUCGUUUUCGGGUUGUCAGCAGUCUGUACGGACGGACCGUUUGACACGUUUGCCCUGUCUCUUUCUCUCUUUCCCAUACACAUAUACACGCAUACACAUUUUCCUUUUAUCAUUCGAGCUUCGCGCGCGUUGACGCACCAUUAGUGCCGGACACACACAUACACACACACAUACUCUUGUUUGUGAGCUAUCAACUUUAGGUCCAUUAAGGGCUUUUAAGCAGUUACAUUCUCUAAUCGAUGUGGCUACAGUAACUCUAAACAUGAUUCACCGUUGUUCGUAACAAAAACUCCAUAUUUGUAUCCUUAGGGCGCAAGAGGCGGCGACGUGUGAAGGUUGCUGUACAUGUUAUGUUGCAUUGGUUGAAUUGUUUAGCAGGUUGAAACUCACGGGCGGUGAAGUGUGCGUAUGCUUUCAAUUUUCUUUUUCUCCCAUCUCAAUAUUGUCAGGAUUCCUUUUCUAUCAUUGUUUUUUUUUUGUUCCUUUCCCUUCGCGGAAUUAAAAUCGUUACCAUCAUUAUUAUU
Molecule: messenger RNA, 3657 nt
Organism: Schizosaccharomyces japonicus yFS275
Lineage: Eukaryota; Fungi; Ascomycota; Schizosaccharomycetes; Schizosaccharomycetales; Schizosaccharomycetaceae
Product: transcription factor Esc1
Exons: 1
Coding region: 1093-2298 (401 amino acids)
Cellular component (GO): nucleus
Molecular function (GO): protein dimerization activity
Source: RefSeq, a predicted model, not a curated record